Messenger RNA from Suillus plorans, 4007 nucleotides. Its product is annotated as P-loop containing nucleoside triphosphate hydrolase protein. Gene Ontology annotation, cellular component: spindle microtubule; nucleus. The record is from RefSeq and is a predicted model, not a curated record. NCBI's taxonomy places the organism in Eukaryota, Fungi, Basidiomycota, Agaricomycetes, Boletales, Suillaceae. The coding region runs from base 82 to 3552 and encodes 1156 amino acids. The transcript is spliced from 8 exons. Gene Ontology annotation, biological process: mitotic spindle assembly; microtubule-based movement. Gene Ontology annotation, molecular function: microtubule binding; ATP binding; plus-end-directed microtubule motor activity.
CGCGUUGUUGAUUCUUGGACGCGUUUUAGUAGGCCUUCUUCACUUAACACCGUCCUCCCGCUGCUGUCGACAACGUCCUCGAUGGCUACGAGGAGACAAACCACUUCCCGCCCAAGGGCUCCUAUAAUAAACACAAAAUCCCAAUUUUCCAUGUCAAAGCCUAAGCCUGCCCUGUCUACAAUUAUGUCACCCACAGACGAGCGCCCAGAGCACACACUUGCGAUCUCAUCAUCCUUGAAGGGCUCUAAGUUCCAUGGUCAGGACGACUCGGAGACUCACAUCCACGUUGCAAUUCGCUGCCGUAGACGUUCUGAUCGCGAAAUCCAGGAGAACUCCCCCAUUAUCGUCAGUUCCAACGGGGCAAAGAGUCAGGAAGUCACCAUCGAGACCUCUACGCCUGUCUCUAGCCUAGGCGUUAUUACCCUGGCCCCUACAAGAACAUAUCCAUUCGAUCUCGUCUUUGGCCCAGAAGCAGAUCAAGCUACGAUUUACCAUGAGGUUGUUAGCCCCAUGUUAGACGAAGUCCUCACGGGCUACAACUGUACUCUGUUUGCAUAUGGACAAACAGGAACUGGAAAAACUUACACUAUGCAAGGUGACCUGACGCCCACGCCGAUGGGAAAUCCAUCUUCCCAAGCAGGCAUGAUACCGAGGGUCCUUUUCCGGUUGUUCCACCAACUUGAGACAUCUGCUAUUGACUACAGUGUUAAGAUAUCCUUCGUCGAGCUUUACAACGAGGAGCUUCGAGACUUGCUCGCCAGCGAAAUGUCCGCUCCUGCAGGAUCCACGCAGCCUAUGGGAAAAGGUGGCCCCGCCGACAAUCAAGCUGGCCUCAAAAUAUUUGAUGACGCUAGCAAGAAAGGUGUUUUUAUUCAGGGUCUCGAAGAGAUACCUGUCAAAGACGCUGCAGAUGCACUUGCCCUCCUCACAAAAGGUAGCCAUCGUCGCCAGAUUGCAGCUACCAAAUUCAACGACCACUCUAGUCGUUCGCACUCCGUAUUCGCAAUCACUAUUCAUACUAAGGAGACGUCCUCCAUGGGAGAUGACCUCCUAAAGGUUGGGAAGUUCAACCUCGUCGAUCUUGCAGGCUCGGAGAACAUCGGACGCUCUGGAGCAGAGAACAAGAGGGCCCGAGAAGCAGGCAUGAUUAACCAAAGCUUGCUGACUCUGGGCCGUGUUAUAAACGCCCUCGUCGAGCGUUCGACACAUGUCCCUUAUCGGGAGUCCAAACUCACCCGUCUCUUACAAGACUCACUUGGUGGCCGUACAAAGACGUAUAUCAUCGCCACAAUCUCUCCUGCUCGUUCCAACAUGGAAGAGACCCUCUCUACGCUCGAUUAUGCCAUCCGCGCGAAGUCCAUCCGCAACAAGCCGGAGAUCAACCAGCGGAUGACACGAAACUCUUUGCUCAAAGAAUACGUGGCCGAGAUCGAACGUCUCAAGGCCGACGUCCUGGCCGCACGCGAGAAGAACGGCAUCUUCUUUUCCGAAGAGACGUGGAAUCAGCUCACUGUGGAACAGGAGCUCAGGCAGACAGAGAUGGAGGAGGCUAAAAAGCAAGUGGAGAUUGGAGAGAGCCAGUUGAGGAGCGUCAGGGAAGAAUUUGAGCAAAGCAUCGCUUUGUUGAUGAAGACGGAUGGGGAGUUGAAACAGGUGAAGGAACAACUAAAAGAAGCUGAAGGAGAGCUAGAAGUCAGGGAGGGUCAACUGAAGAUAGCGAAAGGUGCUCUUGAGGAGGAGAUUGUCGUGCGUCAGGCGUACCAGAUCAAUGAAGAAAAGCUGGAUGGGGUAGCCUUGGGAUUGAAGCAGGUUGCCGCGGAAAGCAUCGACGACAUUGGCGCACUUUUUGAGAAACUUCAACGGAGGAACAAGACGUUCACGUCAAACAUCAAAGCUGUAUCCUGUCAUGGACGGUCCAUCUCUUCCGAAGUGCAGUCGCUCUCGACGAAACUGGAGGACUUCAUGAAGACCGCAGGGCACAGCACGCAGAUGCUACGCACGGAAGCAAAACAGUUCCAGACGAAGGAAUUGGAGGUCCUUGCAAGUCACUCUGAGCGUAUUGACCAGCAACUCCAGCGCAUUCAAGACUCCCUUCGGAUCAUCAACACGAAGGAUGAUGCCUCCACAGAGGCUCUUACAGCUAUGCAGAAUGCUGUCAAGGAAUCGCAAGAGACCAUGAAGAGUUCAUUUAGUGCCUGGUCCGAUAGCUUACGAACUACAUCCCAAACGAUGUACAAGGAGUUGUAUGCUGCAAAUCAAAGUAACUUCUCAUCGUUAGAGAAUGUUUUGAAGGCUAUGGGGACACUCCUCGACUCCGCUGUUACUCAAGGGAUCGAAUUGGUCAAGGCCGAUGGAGAAUCAGCCUUACAGGCCAAGUCCCUUGUGGAUGACAUGUCAAAAGCGGAGAACACGGCACUCCAGGAGCAGAACGCACUUCUUGUUCGGAUGAUAGAAGCAGAGAAGGUGAAAUCUGCGAAGGCCAGCGAGGCGCUCGUUCAACGCAUAUCAGGUCUACUUGGGGAGUUCGUAGCUUCCCGUGAUCGCGAGCUGCGAGAAGCAUGUAGCACUGUUGUCAGCGCCAACGCCAAACACGAAGAGGAAUUCAACGAGUUUGGCCAGCGUCACGAUAAAUUGAUGAACGAAGUGGUCGUACGUGGCUCGGAAGCCAUGACCUCGUUUGAGCGGAGAGGUACAGAAGGAAAGAGGACGCGGGAUGGCGCUCUCAAGACCGUCGGAUCUUUGCAAGGAGCCCUCAAGGACGGUUUGUUGGCUACGCAUAAUUCAAUCACAGCAGCCACUAUAACUUAUACUGGUGAACUGCAAAGACAAAGCCAGACCCUCCAAACCUCCUUUGGCACAGGUCUUGAUCGUCAUGACCGUGCUAAGAGAGCACGUAUCGAGAGUACCAAUGGCUUGACGACUGAUAUACAAUCCGAGUUACGGUACCUCCAGCGAGGUAUUACUUCCAGCUCAAGAAACGUUGAAGGCUUCAGUGGUCGUGUGGUUUCAGAGAGCUCAAACUUAUCGGACACAAUUGAAAAGCAUGGCAAUAAUACGACUUCGAGGCUCACCUCACUGCACCAAACAGCCCGGUCACUACUUGAUCAAGGUACCCGUGAGGACAUUCCGACUGGCAUGACACCGCGAAAACGGGCAUGGGAAUACGUGGAUGAGUGGGAGCUGACAGAGAGUCGGGAUGCGAUCCUCCAGUCGCGGAGACAAGGGGAGCCAUCAAAACAUGCUUCCGAACCUCCCCCUUUGCAGCACCCGCAAUCUCCUGUAGAAACCGUGCCAGAGCAAAUGAAAGUCGACACACCAAUCAACGAGUGGUCAGACGAACCACAAGCUCCAGUCCCACCCUCACCUCCUGCAGUCUCGUUGUCAUCUUUAACUUCUUCCACUGCCACGCUCACUGAAAUACCCAUCGCGCCUCCUGCAAUUUCCAAAGUCUUAAAGAAACCUGCUACUCUGAAAUCCGGACUGCCGACGAUGGGGGCGUUGGUAGAUAGACCGCCAAAUACCCUUCGGAAUCCGUCCAGACGACUCAGAUAGCCACGGAUCAGGCAUUAUAUCAUUAUUCAUUCAUUAUACUUGCCAUGCUCCAAUAGUCCACGCAUUUCUACCAUUGAUAUCACGCAUUUGCUCAUUAUGCUACGGUAGUCCUGCAGGAGUCCGUGCAGUUCUACGUUAUCCAUCAAGAUUCAAGAUUCAAUACGUACCACGAACUUCCUUUCGCCGGUACUUGCAUGCUACAAGAAGGCUGCGAGACUAAAGAAGAGCAAGGCAUUUCAUACUUUUGCAAGGAUAGCCUGUUGCGAAGCACUGCCUCAAUGUCACCGCCAUUGGGACAUAUGGAUGUACUGUUAUGUUGAACAUCUUUUGUUAUAAGGAGUGCAGAUCAGUAGUAACUUAGGCCAUAUGUCAAGCAUCGAGAAGCUCGUUGGGCUACUGUACAUGUGUAUGAAGGCUAUAGUGUCUCCAAGGUCACCCUGAUCAGGAAGACGGGC